Messenger RNA from Lachnellula hyalina, 612 nucleotides. RefSeq names its product Protein AIG2 B (gene AIG2B). Lineage: Eukaryota; Fungi; Ascomycota; Leotiomycetes; Helotiales; Lachnaceae. The record is from RefSeq and is a predicted model, not a curated record. The coding region runs from base 1 to 612 and encodes 203 amino acids. The transcript is spliced from 3 exons.
AUGGGUGACCGCACCGCCUUCUUCUAUGGUAUGCAUCCAGCCCAUCCCACUAUACUGAACACACAGCUAAUGUGUUCAUUGCAGAUGGUCCCGAGAGUGCUCUAUCGCGUCUGCUACAACGACGAGAACGCAGACCAAGACCCCGUUAAGAAACUCCUCACCUCGCAACUCACCAUCCGCCCCGCGCUCCUCCGCGAUUUCUGUCGACACCGAGUGCGCGGCGUGGAUUACCCAGGUAUCAUACCACAGGGAGGACACACGGUGCAGGGCACGUUUGUGACUGGUCUGAGCGACGCGGAUAUUUUCCACUUGGACGUGUUCGAGGGCAGCGAAUAUACGAGGAAGGGCGUGAAGGUUGAGUUGUCGGACGGCCAGCAGCGUGAUGCGGAGACGUAUGUGUAUACGGCAGGGGACGAAAGCUUGGAGAAGAGGGAGUGGGAUUUCGAGGAGUUUUGCAGGGAGAAGCUGCAUAGGUGGGUGGAUGAUAGCGAUGAGUAUCGAGAGGUUGAUGAGGCUGUUGCUUUGGGUGGUAAUGAUCCUACUGGUGGACGGGGGGUUCGGAAAGAAUCGAGUAAGUCUGGUGAGGGGGAGGUUUUGAAGAGUGCGGUUUGA